AAAACUCUGUUGUGAAGUUUUCAGACCCCAGGAGGACGAGAAGGAGGACGAGAGAGACCAAGUCCCAAGGAGGUUGAUCUUGAACUCGAUCACACUAUCGGAUGGCUUCUACGGAGGGUCUUGUGCCUAUAACUAGGAGUUUCCUCGCGUCUUACUACGACAAAUACCCUUUUGAGCCUCUCUCUGAUGAUGUAUCUCGUCUUUCUUCAGAAAUUCGUUCUAUGGCCAAUAAUUUGCUCAUUGAUUGUCCUCCUACUCAAGGGGAAAGCAUUUUAAUCGAUGAAGCUGAUCAUCAGCCUCCGCAUAAAAUUGACGAGAAUAUGUGGAAGAAUCGAGAGUAUAUGGAAGAGACAAUCUUUUUAUUAGAAAGGUCCAAUUGGCCAGAAGGGCUUAAGCGGCAGUCAACACCUGAUGAUGUAGAAUGUACCGUAGUGCUUGACCGGGUUAAAGACAAAGUUCAUAAUACUUUGAAAAUAUUGGAGUCUUUCCAAGCUAAAAAUGCAGAACAUGUUUUUAACACAGGCUUUGCCUUUUCAUUCCUUUCGCUCAGCAGUUUGCAAUUAUCCAAGCACAUUUCUGAUGCCCCUCAAACUAGCUUGGGAUUACUUUUUAGUGUGUUCCAGCCAUUUUCAGACACCUUAUCCAGGGUCAUUGUCUGGCUGCUUGUCCAAGUCAGCAUGAUGCUCAUAGUAAUUUGUGACAACAGGCAGUUUGUAGGUUGUGGUUUGUCUGCAAUGGUCACAUUUCUAAGGGCAUGUCUUAUACUUUACAUUUUUUAUGGGAUAUAAUUGUAUUCUAGGCUU
Prosopis cineraria is the source of this 803-nucleotide messenger RNA. RefSeq lists its product as uncharacterized. NCBI's taxonomy places the organism in Eukaryota, Viridiplantae, Streptophyta, Magnoliopsida, Fabales, Fabaceae. The transcript has 4 exons. The record is from RefSeq and is a predicted model, not a curated record. The coding region runs from base 102 to 788 and encodes 228 amino acids.